CUCCGUCCUCCACUGCCGCCUCCUGUGUCCCGGACCCAGGUGAGUUCGGGCUGGAGGUCAGGAGCGGUCGCGGGGAGCCCCGAAGCCUGCUUUCGGGUCCUCGAGAAAGGGCGAAGAGCGAGGAGAAGGCGCGGUGUGGGCGGUGGCCGGAACGCCUGCUGCAGAAUGAAGGAGUGAGUGACCUCCCUGUGGUGACCCCAGCUGCCCACCGGGGGAGGGGGGGCCGAGGAGGAGGGCAUGGCCCCCCCAGGGGCUCCCCAGGUGAGCGGCCCCCCUCCCCUGGGGACACCCUUGUCCAGUCUGGGCUCAGUAGUGAGCUCACCAUGCCGAGAGGGCCCCGUGACGUUCCGGGACGUGGCUGUGCCCUUCACCCAGGAGGAGUGGGGGCGGCUCUCCGCCUCUCAGAAGGAGCUGUACCGGGAGGUGAUGCUGGAGAACUACCGGAACCUGGUGUGCCUGGGACUCGAACUCUCCACACAAGCCGUGACUGAGCAUCUGGAGAGAGGGGAAGCGCCCUGGAUGCUGGACAGAGACAUCCCGGGACCCCCAGUUUGGGAGAUGAGGCCUGAAACCACAGUGUCAACUCCAGAGCCGAGCCUUUCUGUGGCAACAGCCAAUCGCAGAUUACCAAAGGAUAGUCCUCAUAUCUCCAAUUCAAGGAGAUUCUGGGAAUGGCAUGAUAGGGUAGAAAGAGAGCCAAGCAAUAAGCAGAGUAAUCUCCAUAGAUGUAAUAGACAUAGGAAGAGCUUCAGGCUGAAUGCAACCAGGCAAAAAUGUAAUCGCAUCUACUCAAAGAAGGUAAUUUAUAAGUAUCUUGCACAGGGAAAAUGCUCUGAGUAUAAGUCAGAUUUCCUUCAGGGUCAGAGGCUUAAUGCUGCAGAAAAAUCUUUUGAAUGUAAUGAAUGUGGAAAAGUCUUCCGGGGGAGCACAGGGCUUACUGGACACCAGAGAAUUCACAGAGGAGAGAAACCUUAUGAAUGCAUUGAAUGUGGGAAGGCCUUCCGAUGGAGCACACAACUUACUAUACACCAGAGAAUUCACACUGGAGAAAAACCAUAUGAAUGUAAUGUAUGUGGGAAAUCCUUCUGUCGAAGUUCACAGCUUGCUGAACAUCAUCGAAUUCAUACUGGAGAAAAACCUUAUGGAUGUAAUGAAUGCGGAAAGGCCUUCCGCCGGAGCACACAGCUUACUGUACAUAAGAGAAUUCAUACCGGUAAGAAGCCUUAUGAAUGUAAUGGGUGUGGGAAGUCCUUCCACCAGAGAAAGGGACUUACUCAGCAUGAGAUAAUUCAUACUCGAGAUAAAGCUCAUAAAUGUAAUGAAUGUGGGAAGGGUUUUCGAAGGAGCUCACAGCUUUCUGAACAUCAGAAAGUCCAUACUGGAGAGAAACCUUUUGGAUGUGAUGAAUGUGGGAAAGCCUUUAGCCGGAGUACACAACUUGCUAUUCAUCAGAGAAUUCACACUGGAGAGAAACCUUAUGAAUGUAGCGAAUGUGGGAAGACCUUCUGCUGGAGCACACAGCUGACUGUACAUCAGAGAACUCAUACUAGAGAGAAACUUUUUGAAUGUAAUGAAUGUGGGAAGACUUUCCACCAGAGUGCAUUGCUUUCUCGACAUCAGAUAAUUCAUACUAGAGAGAAAUCUUAUGAAUGUUCUGUAUGUGGGAAGUGCUUCCGCCGAAACAUAGAACUUACCCGACAUCAGUCAGUUCAUACUGGAGAAAAACCUUAUGAAUGUAAUGAAUGUGGAAAGACUUUCCGUCUGAACACAGGACUACAUCUACAUCAGAGAAUUCAUACUGGAGAAAAACCUUAUGAAUGUAAUGAAUGUGGGAAAGCCUUCCGUCGGAACACAGAAUUUACUCGUCAUCAAAGAGUUCAUACUGGAGAGAAACGUUAUGAAUGCAAUGAAUGUGGAAAGGCCUUCAGCAGAAACACAGGACUCACUGAACAUCUGACAAUUCACACAGGAGAGAAACCUCAUGAAUGUAAGGAAUGUGGGAGGGCCUUCCGUCUGAGCAAGCACCUUACUCAACAUUACCGAAUUCACAAUGGAGAGAAGCCUUAUGAGGGAAAAAUCUAAUAAAUAUAAUAAUCAGAAGGCAUUUAGCUAGAGUGUGUUUUCCUAGAAAUUAGAGAAUUCAUAUCACCUGUGAAUUUCUUGGCUGAACAUAUAUGCAGUGGAGAACUGUUGUGCAGUAAGAAAUGAUAUGUGCAAGGAAUUCAAAGAAACUUGAGAAGACUAAUAUGAACUGACUCUGAAGUAGGCAGAACCAGAAGAUUUGUAUACACUGUGAAUACCAUGAUACAAAUGUCAACACUAUGCAGAAGUUGAAAUUUGCGUCAUUAUAGUGGUUAAGCUUGGUCCCAGAGAACAGAUAAUGAAACAUAUCUUCCUCCUCUUGGCAGAAAGGUGAAGGGUUACAGUGGCAGAAUGUUGCAUAUGUUGUUCGAGUCGAUCACUGUGUCUGCUGCUUUUUACAAGAGAGUUCAGCUCUGGGAUAGGGGAAUGUAUCUGGAUGUGACUGAUGUAAAAACAAAAAUCACCAUCGUUUUUAAAAGAAAUCAGAAAAUUUAAACGUAAGGGAAAUCUCAAAAUAGAUGGAGCAAAUCCCUGUUAAACUUCACACAGGGAGAACUCCAACUUUCCUUUAAGUCCCAUUUCCUUCUUCCAGCUCUUCCCCCUUCUAGCUGAUGAUUUAGACUGAUGGGCAUUUUCUCCUUUGACUCCAUUCAUCAAAACCUAGAAUCCUCAACUUGUAUCUCUUUGGCCCUUUUCCUGUGUCUCUAAUUUCACCCCCUUCUGUUCAUCAUAAGGGCUCUCUCUAGCAAGCAUCCUGUGCCUCUCCAGAAUCUUAAAUCUGUCCUUGGCUGAAUCUUUCCCAGCUGUCUGCUCAGAUGUCCUCAAUUCAAAUUCACAUAUAUAUGUGCACACCAAACAACCACCCCACAGACCUAUCCAUAAACUCACUACCUCAUCCAAUUCUCUUUCCCUUCACUGUCAAACUUUCAAAAGAGCUGCCUAUAUCCAAUGACAAGAUGAGCUUGCAUUUACGUCCCUUUUAAAAGUUUACAAAGAAGAAAAAGGUUUACAAAGGACUUUACUUGUCUGAUUUCAUCCUCACAAAGACUUUGUGGCAUAACUUCUACAAGUAUUAUUAUCCCCAAUUUAUAGAUGAGGAAACAGGCUAAGAGAAGUUGAGAGUUGCCCAUGGUUAUGUGAGUGCCCUGCCUCCAAUGUAUCACCACUGACCAUAUCUUCUACAACUUGUGAUCCAUGUCACAACUCCUUUACUGAAAUUGUUCUCUCAAAAGUAGCAAUGGUCUUCUAAAAGCCAAGUCCCAUGGCCUCCUCAGAAAGUCUUCAUCCUCUUUGGAGAAUAUGACACUGUUAACCACACCUUCCUUUCCCAUUGCCUUUGCUACAUCUUGUGCUUUCCUCUCAAUGGCCCCAGAGGUAGAACAAAGAUUGUCACCCCCAUUUUAUAGAUUAGGGACCUGGAACACUUGAAUGGCAUGCCCAUGGUCUCAUAGCUAGUGAUUGUCAGCUGUAAAACUCAAACCCUGUUCUCCUGAUUCCAAGUUCAACAUAAUUUCCACUCUGCUGUGUUGGUUCUCUUUCAUCUUUGCUGCCCCUUGGCCUUUUCCCAAAGCCGUACCUUGUGCCUUUGAUUUCAUCUUCUCUCCAUAAUUUUAGGAAUCUCAUUUAUCCCUAAGGGUGAAAGUAUCACCUCUAAUGAAGCAGAUUAACUUUAUUUCCAGACAUCUUUGUACUAGAGAGCACCAGAUGGAUGCCACCAAUUCAGUAGUACCGUCUAUUUACUCAGUCUCUUAACUAUUCAUAAUAACUGCUUUCAAGAGUUAUAAGGGGAAAGGGGCUAAGACUUAUUCUGCUUGGCUUCAAAGGCCUGAGAUAGCACUGUACUGGGUUGCAGAAGCAGAUCUAGGAUUGGUGUCCAGAAAAUACUUCCCAGUAAUUAGAGCUAUGCAAAAAUGGAAUAGGUUGUUUCCAGGGGUUCUGUCUAUUGAAAGUGUUCAUGCAGGGGCAGCUAGGUGGCAAUGGAUAGAGCACCGGCCCUGGAGUCAGGACUACCUGAGUUCAAAUCCGGCCUCAGACACUUGACGCUUACAAGCUGUGUGACCCUGGGCAAGUCACUUAACCCCAAUUGCCUCCCUAAAAAAAAAAAAGUGUUCAUGCCAAGGCUGGUUGGCUAAAUCAGGGGUGUUAUAGAGGGGACUACUGUUCUGGUACAGGUUGGACAAAAUGCUCCCAAGGUCCCUUCUAACUCACCAUCAGUGAGAGGUGUGUUGUUUAAAAUCUAAAUUGUGUGGUCGCCUUAAAUGAGAAGUUUGAGUACCAGUCUUUGGGCAUUAAGCAUUUAUUAAAGCCUACCAGUUAUCCACAUGGAAUUCAGAAAACUAAGAAAAGGCUUAUUUAGCCUAGAGUUCCAGCCUGGUCAGAUUCUUCCUCAAGUCCUCCACCAGGAGCCUGCUUCAAUCAUGAACUCAAACUGAGUGUGGAAGCUUUUUAUAGGUCCAGAGCAUGGGCGGGCCUUAC
Dromiciops gliroides (monito del monte) is the source of this 4557-nucleotide messenger RNA. Its product is annotated as zinc finger protein 883-like. The record is from RefSeq and is a predicted model, not a curated record. Gene Ontology annotation, biological process: regulation of cytokine production; regulation of immune system process; negative regulation of transcription by RNA polymerase II. The coding region runs from base 238 to 2082 and encodes 614 amino acids. Lineage: Eukaryota; Metazoa; Chordata; Mammalia; Microbiotheria; Microbiotheriidae. The transcript has 5 exons.